GAAGGCGGCAGCCGUCCCAGCGGAGGCGACGACGGGGCGGUCUCAGGGAGUCGGGACGAGCCGGGGCACGUCACCCCCUACGGCGGCGGUGUUCGCUCGCGUUCCGCCGUCCCGGUCCGUGCCGUCCUUUCCUGUUGCGGCCACCGCGGGACCAUGGCAGCGCUCGUGGUGCUCCUGUCCUUGCUGGCGGCGGGUGUUUUGGGGAACGAGUUUAGUAUAUUAAGAUCGCCAGGGUCUGUUGUUUUCCGAGAUGGAAAUUGGCCUAUACCAGGAGAGCGAAUCCCAGAUGUGGCUGCAUUGUCCAUGGGCUUCUCUGUUAAAGAAGACCUUUCUUGGCCAGGACUUGCAGUGGGUAACCUGUUUCAUCGUCCUCGGGCUACCGUUAUGGUGAUGGUGAAGGGAGUAGACAAACUCGCUCUACCCCCAGGCAGUGUCAUUUCGUACCCUUUGGAGAAUGCAGUUCCUUUUAGUCUUGACAGCGUUGCAAAUUCCAUUCACUCCUUAUUUUCUGAAGAAACUCCUGUAGUUUUGCAGUUGGCUCCCAGUGAGGAGAGAGUGUAUAUGGUGGGGAAGGCGAACUCGGUUUUUGAAGAUCUCUCCGUAACGUUACGACAGCUCCGCAAUCGCCUGUUCCAGGAAAACUCUGUUCUCAAUUCACUUCCCCUCAAUUCUCUGAGUAGGAACAAUGAAGUUGAUCUGCUCUUUCUUUCGGAAUUGCAAGUGCUACAUGAUAUUGCAAGUUUGUUGUCUCGACAUAAGCAUCUAGCCAAGGAUCAUUCUCCAGAUUUAUAUUCGCUGGAGCUCGCAGGUUUGGAUGAAAUUGGGAAACAUUACGGGGAAGAUUCUGAACAAUUCAGAGAUGCUUCCAAGAUCCUUGUUGAUGCCCUGCAAAAGUUCGCAGAUGACAUGUACAACCUUUAUGGCGGGAAUGCAGUGGUGGAGUUAGUGACCGUCCGAUCGUUUGACACAUCUCUCAUCAGGAAGACAAGGACUAUUCUUGAGGCAAAACAAGCGAAGAACCCAUCAAGCCCCUAUAACCUCGCAUAUAAGUAUAACCUUGAGUAUCCAGUGGUUUUCAACAUGGUACUUUGGAUAAUGAUCGCCUUGGCCUUGGCCGUGAUUAUCACCUCUUACAAUAUCUGGAACAUGGAUCCUGGAUAUGACAGCAUUAUUUAUAGGAUGACAAACCAGAAGAUUCGAAUGGAUUGAACUCUCCUCGUGCCAAACUUAGAAAAGGGAUUUGGAAAUUGGCUGUUUUGUUAAAUCUUUUAGUGUAGUUUAAAAGUAGAUAGUAUACUUUAAAUUUAUAAAAAAGAAAAAAAACAAAUUUUGUGUGCCUGUGAUGUUCUUUUAGAGUGAAUUAUAGUAUUGAUGUGAACUGAUCUGUGUGCUAUAGAUUCUAUAAUAUGCUCAAAUAUGAUAUAACCAUUUAAUUUCAUUCCAUUUAACAUUUGGAAAUGUGCACUGAAAUAAAUGUAAAACAUUUAGAAUAACUUGUGUUAUUUAUGU
Molecule: messenger RNA, 1509 nt
Organism: Odobenus rosmarus divergens (Pacific walrus)
Lineage: Eukaryota; Metazoa; Chordata; Mammalia; Carnivora; Odobenidae
Gene: ATP6AP2
Product: ATPase, H+ transporting, lysosomal accessory protein 2
Exons: 9
Coding region: 154-1209 (351 amino acids)
Biological process (GO): positive regulation of Wnt signaling pathway
Cellular component (GO): external side of plasma membrane; membrane
Molecular function (GO): signaling receptor activity
Source: RefSeq, a predicted model, not a curated record